This is a messenger RNA of Betta splendens (Siamese fighting fish), 1066 nucleotides long. It is a transcript of the gene ppib, whose product is annotated as peptidylprolyl isomerase B (cyclophilin B). The record is from RefSeq and is a predicted model, not a curated record. NCBI's taxonomy places the organism in Eukaryota, Metazoa, Chordata, Actinopteri, Anabantiformes, Osphronemidae. The transcript is spliced from 5 exons. Gene Ontology annotation, biological process: protein folding; protein peptidyl-prolyl isomerization. Bases 123 to 773 code for a protein of 216 amino acids. Gene Ontology annotation, molecular function: peptidyl-prolyl cis-trans isomerase activity. Gene Ontology annotation, cellular component: intracellular membrane-bounded organelle.
AGCCAGGAUCGACCGCGGUUGCAGUCUCCACCCCCCGGACACCGCACUCCUUCCCCCCUUCUGCCCGUAUAAAGGUAGCACAACUAACAGGCCGUCCGCUCGGGCUGAUUUUCUUCUCGUUGAUGGUUAGACUGUGCGAGAGAAGGAUGAAGUUCCUUGUAGCCGUAACGGUCAUCGUGGGGUCUUUGAUUUUCCUCGCCUUCCCAAAUGGCUCAUCCGCCGACGAGAAGAAGAAAGGCCCCAAAGUGACUGCGAAGGUUUUCUUUGACAUUAAAAUUGGAGAUGAAGAAGUUGGGAGAGUUGUCAUUGGUCUGUUUGGAAAAACCGUUCCCAAGACCGUUGACAACUUUGCUGCACUGGCGACAGGCGAGAAAGGAUUUGGUUACAAGGGCAGUAAAUUCCACAGAGUCAUCAAGGAGUUCAUGAUCCAGGGUGGAGACUUCACCAGAGGAGACGGCACUGGAGGCAAGAGCAUCUAUGGCGACCGCUUCCCAGACGAGAACUUCAAGCUGAAGCACUACGGUCCUGGCUGGCUCAGCAUGGCCAACGCUGGCAAAGACACAAACGGCUCCCAGUUCUUUAUUACCACAGUCCAGACUCCAUGGCUGGACGGCAAACACGUGGUCUUUGGGAAAAUUCUGGAGGGAAUGGAUGUGGUGAAGAAGAUCGAGAGCACAAAGACAGAUGGUCGUGAUAAACCUCUUAAAGAUGUUAUCAUCCACGACUGCGGCAAAAUUGAGGUGGAGAAACCAUUUGCAGUGGCCAAGGAGUAGAGUGCUGCUGGGGAAGAACAGAAAGAACAGAACUGGGGGGGGGGGUCGUGCAGGCCACCUUGUUUUAUUACUAACAACCACGAGGCCCUGGAAGAAGAGUUCCUCUGGUCAUUCAGUUACAUGGCUGCCAUCUUGCACCAAACGAGUGUUAAAACCUCGAGCAAUCAUGACACUUUGGGUCCAUUUUACCAACUAGCAUUCCAAGGUGCAUGUAACUGUUCAUUGAGUUUUUUUGUUUGUUUUUUUUGUAAAAAAAAAAAGAAAUCUAAAAUAAAGGUUUCAAAUUUUGUUAA